Aethina tumida (small hive beetle) is the source of this 845-nucleotide messenger RNA. RefSeq lists its product as uncharacterized. Bases 231 to 638 code for a protein of 135 amino acids. The record is from RefSeq and is a predicted model, not a curated record. Lineage: Eukaryota; Metazoa; Arthropoda; Insecta; Coleoptera; Nitidulidae. The transcript has 3 exons.
CUAAAUUAAUUGAAAACAGCACCUCAACUCUCGCAAAUUAUCUUAAACUAUUACUGGCACAGGUAGAAACUGAGAAAGAUGAUAAACAUGAAAUUGUUUAUCAUCUCAAACAUGCUUUACGUAAGUAUGAUGAUGUAUUGAACUCCUGGGGUGAACAGUAUAGGAGAUUCGAUGCGGCCCUGUUACAAAAAGAAAACGAUUUCUCUUCAAAACUUGUUCUAUUCGAAGAAAUGCUGGAAUAUUAUAGAGAAAGCCUCUUUGAUGAAAUGAAGCAGUUCCAUGAAAUAAAGGCAGUCCUAUCUGAGGAAGCAAGUAAACUGCAAUCAAAAAUUAAAACAAAUAAAGUUGUAAAUAUUACCGACAAUAAAUCAAGUGAGUUGUAUAAAAAAUACAAGGCAUUAUUAAAACAAAAUCAAAGCGAACUUAAAAUGAAAGAAGACUUAAUAGAUAAAUUAAGAGCCGACAGAAAAAUGUUAUAUAUUAAAAUUUCUAAAAUAAAACAAGAAAAUGAAGAAAAAGAAAGCGCUUCUAAAAGUGAAAUAGAAAAACUAAAAGUGUCACUUAACCACUGGAGAGACAAGUAUAACAAGUUAGAAAAUCGAAGAAAGCUCGAGUUAACGAGAUCGGGCAUUGUAUAGUAUGAAAAAACUUUCUCAAUCAAUUAACCACUUCACUGAUUCGAGGGGAGUAGCACGAGCGAUAACUAGAAGUCUGUAUGCACUUUUAUGUUCCCGACAGUUGCUGAUAUUUUUCUGAUUUAAAUAUUAUCUGUAUUGUAUUAUUAUUUUAUAUUGUAUAUCAAUUCAUAAAUUGUGUGGAUAUUGGUUAAUAAAUAAAUACAAAAC